GUAUUAAUUCUGUUCAUUCUGAUCUUGGAUUGUCCUUUAUGUAUUCUCCUAGUUAUUAUCAUUUAUUCAUUUGUAUGUCUAUAAUUGUUUUGUUGUUUAUUGAUAGAUUUAGAUUUGUAAUGUCAGUUUAUGAUUUUUCUCUUUGUAUUAUUGAAAUACUAGAAUCAACAAUUUUAUUUCCACUUCUGGAAGGUAUCGUUAACUCCUUGGUAAUUCUAUUUAAAUCUUUAAUAGUAGAUAAAUUUUUGCCGUUCCAUGAGGUUUUAAAAGCUUCUCUAAUAGCAGUUUUUAACUGCCAUCCACUCAAAGAUUUAUAGAUCAUUGAUAAUCAAAUCAUUAGUUUAUUAUUAUUAAAAGCAUUAUGCAGCCACAUGACAAUAUUGCAUAUAAUGAUUAAUAAAUUAUUACAGGAUUGGUCCUUAGUAAAAA
Rhizophagus irregularis DAOM 181602=DAOM 197198 is the source of this 429-nucleotide messenger RNA. Lineage: Eukaryota; Fungi; Glomeromycota; Glomeromycetes; Glomerales; Glomeraceae. The record is from RefSeq and is a predicted model, not a curated record.